CUGUGUUGGAACGUUGGAAUCUUGGAACAAAGCUAGAGCCAGAACCGCUAGAGCCAAUCAACGAAGUUGACUGUGUAGUAUGAUGUGAACACUGUUUUAUGGGUGCAACUUAACCAAAUUUUUCAAAAUGUCAAAAUAAUUUCUUUCGGAUUCUUUAUUCUUUUUCAAACAACAAAACCUAGUUUAUGGUGAUUACCAGGAGAAUAAACACACAAAGAAACCAUUUAAAACAUGGAAAAGCAGUCGGAUUUGGAGACAAAAUACCAAAGACUAGCCGCUGAAUAUUCCAAGGUAAGAUCUCAAGCUACGGUGCUUAAAAAGGCCGUACUAGACGAGCAGGCGAGAAGCUCGGAACUAAAAGAUGCCAUUAAGAAACAUGAGCAGACAAUGAGGAAACAUGAUCAGGAAAUGGAGAGUCUCACUUUUCGGAAUGAGCAGUUGACAAAAAGGAUAUCGGUUCUUCAGCAAGAAUUACAAAUCAACUGUCACACUAAGAAAGGCAAACAAAAACCUACAGAAAAUAAUGGUGUAGAUCUGGGAAUUCUAGAUGAAGAGUUUCAAAAGAAAAUCUUAGAAAAUGCCCAGUUACUCAGUAGUAUAUCAGAUAAGGAUAUUGAAAUAGUGAACCAUAAAGAAAGAAUAGAAUGGCUAGAGGAGAAAAUAAAAAAUUUAGAAAAGGAACUAGGAAACAGGGAUGCUGCUAAUAGAGAGAAGUUUCUUAGAAUUAAACAAGAAAAUGAAGCUUUAAAUAAUAAAAUUAAAGAAAUGACUUUGAAAGAUAAUGAAAGAAGGCAUUCUUUAAAUGAAAAUGAUGAAAAAAUAUUAUUUUGGAAAACUGAAGCAGAAAAAUUAAAGACAGAAUGUGAGCUUUUGAGAAGUAAACCAACUUCAAAUGAAAAACUAACAGAAUAUUACGAAACCCAACUAAGGGAUAUGUUGGAAGCAAAAACACUGGCUCUAUCCGAGACCAAAUCAAUUUUUGCUGAAAAUCAAGCUUUGAAAUCCAGGUUGGAUGCAGUGAUUUUUGACUUCAGCGAACUCCAAAAGAAACUAGAAAAAAGUUACGAAGAAUUACUAACAACAAAUCAAAACUAUAGAAGUCAGCUUGAUGCUAUGACAGAACACUUGGCUGCACAGAAUGAAAAAAUUACAGGGCAAUGUGAUGAAAUUCAAAUAUUGAGGCAUAAGUUAUCUGCAAAAAAAUAAUAACAAUAACAAUUGAUUGGUAAGUUAUGGACAAUCAUUGUCAUAUGUGUUUGAGAUGAGAAUUCAUGUGCUAUGAUAAUUGAAGAUGGAAAUUUUGAAGAAAAAACUUAUCUGGAUAUGUGCAAUGAGUUAUUUUUAGCUUAUUGAUUCUGCUGGACAGAAUCACAACUAACUUUUUAAGAUUCAUCAUUAAAUUUUUAUUUCUAAGAAGUAAAACAUUCCCUUGAUUUUUCAUUCAAAAUUCCAUAUUGGAUAUUGGAUAUGGAAGUAAAUAUUUUAUUUGUAUAAUAAAAAUAAAUUGUGAUCUAUUAACUUUACUAUUGUUAGUUCAAUAUCAUAAUAGUUUUAAAAUAAUAUAUGUAUCUACACUAUUAAUGCCUUGAAAUCAAUUAAAAAAAUAAUAAUAAUCCUCUACUUUUUGUGAUAGGUAGAGUAGCUUAUUAGCAGUGCCGUAUCUUGUGAUGGUUUGAGAGCAGCCAGGGCCUGGAUGUCAAAUAUAAAAUUUGAUAAAAUUACAGAACAAACAAUAUUUAUAGUUAAAUUAUUCAAACUCGACAACAUACUGAGAACAGUCCCACACAAGCAUUUGAAAACUAGAAUGAGAAAAAGGCUUACCUAUAAAUUCAAAUCAGAUGGUUUUCUGACACUUUAUAAUGGGUUUUCAGCCAUUAAACUUACAAACAGCAGGGAAUUUCUUGUAUGAUAAUUUAUGUCCUCAUAUCUCAUAAAAUUUCCAAAUGUCCAAAUUCCCCUGAAUGUAAAAAUGAAAGCUCUGUGGUAUCACCAGCUGGAUUGACUGAAUUGUAACAUAUCAGUCAGUUGGAAUAA
Messenger RNA from Ceutorhynchus assimilis (cabbage seed weevil), 2034 nucleotides. The record is from the annotation of a GenBank genome assembly. NCBI's taxonomy places the organism in Eukaryota, Metazoa, Arthropoda, Insecta, Coleoptera, Curculionidae.